AUAUAAGCCAAAACCUCUCCGUUGCUUCUUUGGGUAGCCCUGCUCACUAAAUAAUUUCAAGGGGAUUUGCUAAUCAUAGCAUCUUCUGCAAGCUUAGGAAAGAUUUGAGUUUGGUUUAGAAGGUUCCUCUCCAUCAUUUGCAUCCAUCCAAAUUAAGUCGGCGACAUGGACGACUCGGCCCUGUUCAUGGAAUGGGCCAUGGACACGCUGGAGCAGGAGCACCCUGACCCGGUGGUGGUCCACGUCAACGGCGACUCCGGCGAGGCAGCCUUCCCCUCGCUUCAGGCGCUCCGUGAGCAGCGUCUCGUCUUCGAAGAGCUGAUUACCGGAGCCAAUCCGGCAAGCAGCGGGAGCUCCGGCGAAACCACAGACGGCAGCGGAGGCUAUGGUGGCAAUUCCCCGUCCCCGGCGGCCAUGGAGCACGGCGUCUGGCCCCUGUCCCCGAACUCGACCAGGUGCGCUCCCAAGCUUUGCAGGAACGGUGGGGGUGGGGGCACCAACCUUCCCGUAACGACCUGGAAUUUCUCCGCGCUGCCGGCCAGUGACGGCACACUGGACAGCGGCAGCGCCGGGCCUGUCGUCCCGGAGACGGUGUACGCGUCGCAGCCGACGAGGAGGGCCGCCGCAAGGAGCCCCACCGGCACCGGGCCCGUGUCGUCGGGGCCGCCGUACGCGCAGGACCAUAUCAUGGCGGAGCGGAAGCGCCGGGAGAAGAUUAACCAGCGCUUCAUCGAGCUCUCCACCGUCAUCCCCGGCCUCAAGAAGAUGGACAAGGCGACGAUCCUUUCCGACGCGACGAGGCACGUCAAGGAGCUGCAGGAGAAGAUCAAGGCCCUCGAGGCAGCCACCGGCCGCAGCAGCAGGAGCAUCGAAACCGUGGUACUCGUCAAGAAGAAGCCGCGCCACGCCGACGCCGCCCUUUCAGACCAGAACGGCUCGCCCUCGUCGGCGUCGUCCUCUACGGGGAACCCGCUGCCGGAGAUCGAGGUGCGCUUCUCGGAGACCGGCGUCAUGGUGAGGAUCCUCUGCCACGACGUCCAGGGGGUGGUGGUGAGGGUGCUGUCGGAGGUGGAGGAGGGGCUCCACCUCACCGUCACCCACGCCAAUGUCAUGCCCUUCACGGCCUGCACUGUCAUCAUAACCAUCACGGCCAAGGUGGAUGAGGGCUUCACCGUUACAGCAGAGGAGAUCAUAGGAAGACUCAACUAUGUGCUGGAAUUGCAUAGCAGCUGCACUUCUACCGAACAAAAAUGAAACUAAGAAAAUAUAUCAUGUCAUAUGUAUAGUACGGAACAUAUUAUCCUGUAUAAUUAAAUUUGGAAGUGGUGAGAGGGAGUGCAUGCAGGCAUGCAUGUUUCCGACGAGAAUGUCUAGCUGAACCAUACAUUUGCAUGUUUCUGUUGGUGCAACGACACCAACGGCAAAAGCUUGCUGAAAGAUCAAGCCAAGUAGACGAUUCCAAACGAAAAUGACUAGCGUCUGGCUGCAUGCAAAUUGUGGAUAUUGCUUUCUGAAUAUUCUGGUAAUAAUAUCCAUUCAUAAGGCGUGUACUACUCACUAGUGAAUCCUAGUUUCCCGGUCAGUCCAUAGAGUUGGUUUUGGACGAAAAAUUCAGCCAACAAAAAUAAUUAUAAAGGUCACUACUCACUAGUGACGUAUUUAUAGGAAAACCGACCAAAAGAGUUCUUUCUUUAGGUUCGCUUGAAGAAACCAACUCAAUAAUUAUUUGAUUGCAAGUUGUAGAAAAACUAAAUUGGUUUCUUAUCCAACCAUCUAGGAUAAUCCACGCCCAAAAAGCCAAACUACAAGGAAACCAAUCAU
Molecule: messenger RNA, 1821 nt
Organism: Aegilops tauschii subsp. strangulata
Lineage: Eukaryota; Viridiplantae; Streptophyta; Magnoliopsida; Poales; Poaceae
Product: transcription factor bHLH25-like
Molecular function (GO): protein dimerization activity
Source: RefSeq, a predicted model, not a curated record